Anguilla anguilla (European eel) is the source of this 2224-nucleotide messenger RNA. RefSeq names its product paired box protein Pax-6-like. Gene Ontology annotation, molecular function: DNA-binding transcription factor activity, RNA polymerase II-specific; RNA polymerase II cis-regulatory region sequence-specific DNA binding. The record is from RefSeq and is a predicted model, not a curated record. Gene Ontology annotation, biological process: regulation of transcription by RNA polymerase II; anatomical structure development. Bases 225 to 1040 code for a protein of 271 amino acids. The transcript is spliced from 8 exons. Lineage: Eukaryota; Metazoa; Chordata; Actinopteri; Anguilliformes; Anguillidae.
CAACAAAGCAAGGGAGUAGAAGCGAAGGGACAGGGGGAAUGAGGGGAGGUUAUAAUACAGAAGGAGAGAGAAAGAAGAGUUGUCUUUUUGUUGUUUUUCUGUCAUACAUUUCAUUUGCCAUCAUUGCUUUUUGACCUGUUCUUGGGGGAGAGGGAGGCCAGAGGUCAAGGGUGAGAAAGUGAAAAGGUCAAGGGCCUGUUUCCUUUGGGGUGGGGGUGAAUAUAAUGUAUGAUAAACUAACCAUGUUGAAUCUGCAAAGUGAGUCAAACUGGACUGGGCCAAACAACUGGUACCAUCAGCCAAACACUGUGCCACCACAACAUAGCACAGUGUCAGAAGGAUGUGUGGUGGAUGUGGAUGGUGGGAUGGGAGGAGGAGUAGGGAUUCAGGGAGAGAGGGAUGAGGGGGACGAGUCUCAGCUCCGGCUGCAGCUGAAGAGGAAGCUGCAAAGAAACAGGACGAGUUUUACCCAGGAACAGAUCGAGGCCCUGGAGAAAGAAUUUGAGAGGACUCAUUACCCAGAUGUCUUUGCAAGAGAGAGACUCGCAGCCAAGAUUGAUCUGCCAGAGGCACGGAUUCAGGUGUGGUUCUCCAAUCGGAGAGCCAAAUGGAGAAGAGAGGAAAAGCUGCGUAACCAGAGACGAUCUGGGGGUGGGACAUCCUGUUCCCAGGCACAUGCCCCCCUUAGCACUUCCUUCAACUCAGCUGUCUAUCACCAUCAACAUGGAAACAGCUCAGGUUCCAUGCUAAAUCGCAAUGACUCUUCGCUCCCCAGCUACAGUUCUCUAUCUGUCUUUUCAGGGGUCCAGUCUGUACCUCCUCAGUCUGCCCCCUCUUACUCCUGCAUGCUCCCCUCUUCGCCCACAGCCCCCCGGAACUUUGACUCAUCCCCUUACCCCUCCCCUCACUUGCCUCCACCUCCCUCAGCCAACUCUAACACAGGUCUCAUCUCUCCAGGAGUUUCGGUACCAGUGCAGGUCCCUGGCAGUGAACAGAGCAUGGGGCAGAAUAUGGGUCAAUACUGGGCCCGACUGCAGUGAGACAGAGGAAGGGAUGGAAGGAAAGGAAAGAAUGUGUGAGAUGAAAGGGUAGUUAUGAGGUUAUGAGAGGUUAGUCAAAGCACAUCCACACAAACUGUCAGUACAGACAAUGAAGAGAAGCAGAGAGAGAAAGAUGGAGAGACAGAGAGAAAAGAAAAAGGAAAAAUAUUAAAUAUAAACAAUAAACAAUAGUGGAGUUUUCAGAGUUACUUAUUGUCUGUGUCAUGCAAUAAAUUCACAAAAUUGAAUUCUCAGGAACAACUAAAAAACUUUUUUUUUUAAUUUACAAACAUUUCAUUAUUGUUUAAUUACAUGCAGCUUUAGGCCAGAUCUAUUGCACUAAAUCAUAUAAAGAAAAAUAAAUGUACAUACAAUAUUUUCCCCAGCAUUAGAUUUGUAUUUAUGCACAAACACCCCUCAAAAUGAAUCAAAUCAGUUCUUUAAUUCUGAUCUUAUCGUGGCUGAUUAUUAUCACAAAUAUUUCAUCUGACAUGUUAAGACCAUACUGGGCCAUUGUGACAUGCUGAAUUAAAUACAUAUCACAACAGCAACAAGAACAACAAGAACAGCCAAGUAUAGAGCAGACAGUGGCAAGUAAUUGAGCAUCAAACUGGAAAAAUGCUAAAGUAUAAGCAUACAACAAUAAGUGUUUCAGUGUACAUAUGGUGCCUAAAAUUAAAAUAGUCUUGCAGCACUCAUAGUCAAGUCACUACAAAUCACUCAGAGAUCUAUAGGUCAAGUAAGCUCAAAUAAGUAAUAUACACUAAAUGUGAGACAACAAAACUUACAAACAUUGAUAUAAUAAAGUAAGACUGUUAAUGGUGCAUUUAGAAACCUCUUACAAGCUUAUCUUGUAAUGCACUGUUCAAUAAUUUCUCAUGGAAACCCCACUAUUGGUAAUGGAACACGCAACAUGACAUGAAAGUGAUAACUGCUGAACAAGAAUAUUUUUGUUAAUUACUGUAGAUGAGAGAAAGACAAGGUCAAGCAGAAAAGGAAAGGGAAAUGAGGGAGCAAGAGUAUGUGUCCUAAAUCUGAUGAACAACAUGCCCUCUCUGUGAAGCAGUACUCGAUGAAGCAGGAGUGACCAAGGAUGAAUUUCAGCUGAUGACAAUCAAGCUCAGCCACCAGUCAACGGAAAGAGGUUCUCAGGUCAGCAAAAAAAAAAAAAACGCAAAUGAAGA